Messenger RNA from Triticum turgidum subsp. durum (durum wheat), 1542 nucleotides. NCBI's taxonomy places the organism in Eukaryota, Viridiplantae, Streptophyta, Magnoliopsida, Poales, Poaceae. The record is from the annotation of a GenBank genome assembly.
AUGGUAGUGGAGAGAAAGAUGCAGCCAUCGCCGCCGCCGGAGCACAGGAGGGUGGUCCGCUUCGUGACCUUCCUGGCCCUCUCCCUCCUGGCUUUCUCCUGCUGGGCUCUCGUCAACUCCCGGAUCAACAACGCCAUCCUGAUAGCCGAUGCCGACAAGACGCCAUUGCUCGCCGGCGGUGAUGAUGACAGAGACAGACACAGUACUGGCGGCGACCAUCCUGCGUCGAUCCCGGUGGCUGUGCCAUCCAGUAGUGACUUGAUGGCGGGCGCCGUCAGGAUGGGCGGUCCGGUUGUUCGAGAGACGCCGUUGGCAGAAGGAGGAGGCGAAGAAGAAGGGAGCGAGGGAUCAUGCGACGCGGAGAGCGCGCAGCUCAGGGUGUACUUGUACGACCUGCCGCCGGAGUUCCACUUCGGCAUGCUGGGGUGGGACGGGAAGGAGGGGGAGGCGGCGUGGCCAGACGUCCGUGACCCGGGCGCCGUGCCACACUACCCCGGCGGGCUGAACCUACAGCACAGCGUCGCGUACUGGCUCACGCUUGACAUACUGUCCUCCACCCUGCCCCACAGUCCGGACGGCGGCGGCGGCGGCACGAGCAGGCCUUGCGUCGCCGUCAGGGUGACAAACGCCAGCCUCGCGGACGUCUUCUUCGUGCCCUUCUUCGCGUCGUUGAGCUACAACCGGCACUCGAAGCUCCGGGGGAGGGAUAUGGUGAGCAGGAACAGGAUCCUGCAGGCCGAGCUGGUGAGGUACCUGAUGAGGCAGGAGGAGUGGAGGAGGUGGGGCGGCAAGGACCACCUCGUCGUCCCUCACCAUCCCAACAGCAUGAUGCAGGCCAGGAGGAAGCUCAGCGCCGCCAUGUACGUGCUCUCCGACUUCGGGAGGUACCCGCCGGACGUCGCAAACCUGAAGAAGGACGUCAUUGCUCCUUACAUGCACGUGGUCCGGUCUCUCGGGGACGACGAAUCGCCGGCGUUCGAACAGCGGCCAGUCCUGGCUUACUUCCAAGGAGCCAUUCACAGGAAAGAUGGUGGAAAGGUUCGUCAGAAGCUGUACCAGCUUCUCAAGGACGAGAAAGACGUGCACUUCACCUACGGGAGCGUCCGGCAGAACGGGAUCAGGCGCGCCACCAAAGGCAUGGCAUCGUCCAAGUUUUGCCUGAACAUCGCCGGCGACACGCCCUCCUCGAACCGCCUCUUCGACGCCAUCGUCAGCCACUGCGUCCCCGUCAUAAUCAGCGACGAGAUCGAGCUCCCUUUCGAGGACGUCCUCGACUACUCGGAGUUCUGCGUGUUCGUCCGUGCGUCGGAUGCUGUGAGGCAGGGCUCCCUGCUGCGCAUUCUCCGAGGCGUGACCAGGGACCAGUGGACUACCAUGUGGAGAAGGCUGAAGGAGGUGGCUCAUCACUUUGAGUACCAGUACCCUUCGAAGCCCGAUGAUGCUGUUCAGAUGAUAUGGGGAGCCGUGGCUCGCAAGAUGCAUUCUCUGAAGCUGCACCUCCACAAGACUGGCAGGUAUCAGAGAACACAUUCAGAUUCAUGA